Volvox carteri f. nagariensis is the source of this 3378-nucleotide messenger RNA. RefSeq lists its product as uncharacterized. The transcript has 22 exons. NCBI's taxonomy places the organism in Eukaryota, Viridiplantae, Chlorophyta, Chlorophyceae, Chlamydomonadales, Volvocaceae. Gene Ontology annotation, molecular function: ATP binding; kinase activity; starch binding. Bases 1 to 3378 code for a protein of 1125 amino acids. The record is from RefSeq and is a predicted model, not a curated record. Gene Ontology annotation, biological process: phosphorylation.
AUGUCAUGGAACGACGGCAACGUUUGGAAAACGGAAACGCUGGUACCUGUCGGUGCGGAUGUCGACUUCAAGGUGGUCAAAGCAAAGCACGAUAGUGGAGUAAUUACAUGGGAAGCGGGCGACAAUCGCUCGUUCAAGAUUCUGGGUCCCGACUUCGGGUUGCGGCUGACCUGUCAUUGGGGCCGCCCACAAGACAUGCAGAUUGACGCGUAUAAGCUGCAGAGCCAGCAGCGCCAGGAGGGCAAGGGGGCGGCGAUGGCGGCGGAAGUGGGGAGUAACAACGGCGCGACGAACGGUGUGACCAGCGUCAGCGGCAACGGCGUGGCAGCUGCAUCGAGAGGUGUCAGCAAAGCCUCGCGUAACGGCUCCUCCGCCGCCGCCGCAUCCAUGUCCCCCGCGGGCAGCCUGGUGAUGUCCAGGUCCUCCCUGGAGGAGGAGUCAGCGGCGCGAACUGCCUGGGUGGGCGCUGAGCCGGAGUUCGUACGCAGUCGCCGCAAGGACGAGGAGCAGUUGCGAGGUGGCGUGUGGCGCACGGAGGGGCUGAGCGGGGUGGCGUUGGAGCUGGUGCGCGGGGAUGAGGCGGCCUCCAGUGAGUGCAGUUGGCUCAAGAAGUUGGGUUUGCAAAAGCGGUUGUUAGUGGACGAGGCACCUGCAUGUCGUCCGGGGCUGGAGGCGAUGUCGUACUUGUACGUGUACGCCACGUGGGUCAACACGGGGGCGCUGCCGUGCGCCGAGAGCGGCAGCCACUAUCGACCUAACCACCACGCCAAUCUGGCACUGGCCAUGUUCAGGUCCCUGGAGUGGAUCAUCGGCGACGCCACCCGCGGCAGCGGGGCCCGCGAGCCGGUGACGGAGCGCCUCAUCCUGGCGGCUCGCCGCAUGCACUCGCGGCUGCCCUCCUUCAGCGGCCAGUUCCGAGCCAGCACGCCCCUCACCCGGAUCAGGGACAUCGCGCACCGCAACGACAUACCCAAGGAGCUCAAGGAUGAAAUCAAGCACACGCUGCAAAAUAAGUUGCACCGCUGCGCAGGCCCCGAGGACCUGGUGGCUACGGAGGCCAUGCUCCAGCGGGUUACUGCCGUACCGGGGCAGUACUCGGAGUCCUUCGUUGAGGAGUUUCGGAUCUUCACGGAGGAGCUGCGGGAGUUCUUCAACGCGUCGGGGCUGGUGGAGCUGCUGACGUCGGGCCGCGCGCUGGAAGCCCUGGAUGACGCCCACGCCAGUGCCGUACGGCAGCUCAUCACCACCAAGCAGCGUGUGGAGGAUCUGGGUGCCGCUGCCCGACUGGACGACCUCAUGGCGCUGCUCACAGCGGCAACGCAGGUGGCGCGAUCCUUCUAUGCCGCUGGCUUGGUGGCGGGUCUGCGCAACGACGUUACGGACGAGAUCCUGUCCAUGAGGCAGCGGUGGCGGCUGGCGGACAUCCGGCUGGAGGAGUACAGCUUCGUGGUGUUGUCCAGGCUGAUCGGGCUGCUGGAGGAGCAGGGCGCCCCCCCCAAGCUCCCCCGCGCCAGCAACCUCCAGUGGGCUCUGCCGCUUGCCGCCCUGACCUCGGGUCUACGACACAUGGGGCUGUCCCUGUACGACACUCGGGAGCUGCUCGUACUGGAGAACGAGCUUCAGAGGUGGCACUCGACGUGCCCGCUGGUUGAGACUCGUGAUGCGGCCCUCCGAGCGAAGGCCUCCCUGGAGAGAGCCCUGCGUGUGGCCACAGAAUACAGUGAUAUGGUGACGGAGGUGUACGGCAGUACGGCAGCCACACUUGGCCGCGCGCUGGGGCUGCCGGAGCACAUGGGUACCGUCUUUGCGGAGGCGGAGGUGCGCGCCAGUAUGGCCUUCCAGGUCUCCAAGCUUGCGGCCAUGUUGGCUCGGGCGCUGAGGACGGCUGCAGGCCAGGAGCCCUGGGAUGUGCUGGUGCCAGGCGAGGUGACGGGGGUGUUGCGGGAGGUGCCACAGCUGGAUGGUGCAGCGCUGGAGGGCCCCUCGGGCAGCAAAGGGGGGAAGGAGGAGGAGGAGGGUGUGGUGCUGGUGGUUCGGAGGGCGGAGGGAGACGAGGAGCUGGGUCCCCUGGGUCCGCGGCUUCGUGGAGUGGUGCUGCUGCAGGAGCUGCCCCAUCUGAGCCAUCUGGGGGUGCGGGCGCGGCAAGACAGGCGGGAAGCAGCAGCGGCAGCCGCCGCCGCCGAGUCCGCACCCGACGGCGCCGCGGCGAAGGCUGUCGUCGAGGCCGCCAAGGCGGGCCGCUGGGCUGAUGUGGUGGUUCCCCUGGAGCGUGCUGUCGCUGCCACCUGUGGCUCAAAGUCCGCCAGGUGCGCCGCGCUGGCGGCUCUGGCGGCUGACUCGGGUGGGAUGUUCUCGGCACCGCGCGGCGCAGUGGUGCCGUUCGGCGGGCUGGAGGCGGCGGUAGCGGCAGCGGGGCGCAGCGAAGAGUUCGAAGCGCUUUUGGGUCGUCUAGAUGACCCACGGGUCGAUGGCGCGGAGCUGGAGGCGGCAUGUGGAGAAAUGCGCGCUCUGGUUUCGGGACUAAAUGUCCCCGGGGGCCUGGUGCAGCAGGCCAUCCUGGCGAUCACUUCCGGAGCCGGAGCAGCUGGGGGGCAGCAGCCCCUGCUGCUGGCGUUACGGUCCAGCGCCAACGUUGAGGACCUGGCGGGCAUGUCGGCGGCCGGUCUGUACGACAGUGUCGUGGGCGUGCCGGCGGAUGACGCGGAGGCGGUGGGCAAGGCGGUGGCGGAGCACAGCAUUAUGUCUACCCAUCUCCUCUCCCCCACCCACCCCACUCCCACGUUGGUCGCGGUCUUCACGGACGCCUUUCGAGCCGCAAGGGUAUCUCAGUCAUCCGCUCGCAUGGCGGUCCUAGCCAUGGAGAUGGUCGCCCCCGAUCUGUCCUUCGUACUGCACACCGCUCGGCCCCGGGACGGCAACAGCGAGGUGCUGCUGGCGGAGGUGGCGCCGGGGCAGGGGGAGACGCUGGCGUCAGGUACUCGGGGCACCCCCUGGCGCUUCGAGGUGGCCAAGUCCAGCGGAGCAGUCACCACCCUGGCCUUCGCCAACUUCUCCACUGCACUGGUUCUGCCGGGGAAGGGGAAACCCGUCGCCGCCUUCGCAUCGUACGGCAGCGGCGCCGCCGCGGCAGCGGCGGCGUCGACCUCCACCAGUACCCACCGGCGGAGCAGCGCCUUAGUGGAACGCGAAGUGGAUUACGGUGCACAGCGCAUGAGCGCCGAUGGCGACUGGCGCAAGGCGACCGUACGACAGAUGGCGGCUGUUGGGUCGUACAUUGAGAAGGCCAUGGGGGGCGUGCCGCAGGACAUUGAGGGCGGUGUGGUGAUACGCUCGGACGGCGGUAUUUCGCUGCAUAUCUUUCAGACGCGGCCGCAAUAG